CAUCUCCCUUGCUCGGCUUUUCCACAGACAAAAAAAGAAAAAAAGAAAAAGAAAAAAAAAAGAUGCAGCUGUCAUCGCCGAUAAGGCGGCGGACGCCGACGACGAUUCUCUCGCUCCUGAUGCUGCUCCCCGGCAUCAGCACGGCGGCAAAGCUCGAGUGCGACAAGAUCGCCACCGACGGCUUCACGUUCAACCUGGAGGCGCUAAAGGGUCCGCACACGGUCAUCACGAGCGUUCAGCACGGCACGCGCUUCACAAACGUCACGUACUCGCUCGACCUUUGCGGGCCGCUGAAGAAAAAGGACGACGUCAAGAAGGAGGAUGCGUGCCCGGAGGGUUCAUGGGUAUGCGCCAUCUCGCACAACAUCGACACGGCAUCCAAGACAGACUCGAUCAUCGAGAUCCGCCCCAUCGCCGGCGACGUGGACGGGGCGACGUUGGACCCGGUGGCGACGCGGCUGAGCACGUCGAGUGCCGACGGCGACAAGGACAAGGUCGGCGUGCGGCUGGUCCUGCAGGGCGGGCACUACAACGGCAGGAAGCAAAAGGCCGUCGUCGAGGUCCUCUGUGACGACAAGCUCGAAGGCACAGAGGGGGAGUGGAAGUCGGACGAGCUGGGCAUCCCCACGCCGCCAUCCGUCAAGGCCGCCGAGGACGGCAAGGAUAAAGAUGACGCCCCCCACCAGCUGAAGAAGGAUGGCGCGGCGCUUAUCUGGGAUAGCUAUGGCCCGUCUGAAGAGGAUCCGAAGAACAUGGACGUUUUGAAGCUCACGUGGAAGACGAAGCAUGCUUGCGAAAAGAGGAGCGAGGGUGGGAGUGGUGGCGGUGACAAAGGCGGCAGCGGCGGCAGGGGCGGUAGCGGUGAUGGUGACAAGGAUAAAGGAGGACAGGACGAAAGCAAGCACUGGGGUUUCUUUACCUGGAUGAUUAUUCUCGUCUUCCUCGGCGUCGCGGCAUACCUCAUCUUUGGCUCGUGGCUCAACUACAACAGGUACGGCGCGCGGGGCUGGGACCUACUCCCGCACGGCGACACGAUCCGCGACGUCCCCUACCUCAUGCAGGAUUGGAUCCGCAGGGUGGUGCAGACUUUACAGGGCGGUGGGAGCAGAGGAGGGUACAGCGCUGUGUGAAAGAAUUUUUGGGAAGAGCUCGGGAGGGAAAGCGGUCUUUUUUUUGUUGUGAAGAAAGUUGAUACAGUUCUUUGUUUCUUUUUUUUUCUUCCUCUUUUUAAUUUUUCCUCUCCUGCUCUUUUUUCUUUCUUCAAUUCCAUUUGCCCUCUCUGUCCCCUGUAGUCCUAGGUCGUGUCUUGUUACUCGAGUUCCCAUUCCAUGUUGCAUAUCCUAGAUGAGAAAGAAGAAAAACCAUUGGCA
This is a messenger RNA of Pyricularia grisea, 1370 nucleotides long. RefSeq lists its product as uncharacterized. NCBI's taxonomy places the organism in Eukaryota, Fungi, Ascomycota, Sordariomycetes, Magnaporthales, Pyriculariaceae. The coding region runs from base 63 to 1130 and encodes 355 amino acids. The record is from RefSeq and is a predicted model, not a curated record. The transcript is spliced from 3 exons.